Molecule: messenger RNA, 5049 nt
Organism: Drosophila innubila
Lineage: Eukaryota; Metazoa; Arthropoda; Insecta; Diptera; Drosophilidae
Product: protein mahjong-like
Biological process (GO): protein ubiquitination
Cellular component (GO): nucleus; Cul4-RING E3 ubiquitin ligase complex
Molecular function (GO): protein binding
Source: RefSeq, a predicted model, not a curated record
GCGCGUGGUUGGUUUAUUUUAGCGGCACGGAAUUUACCAUAAUAGUAAGCAAUUUAUCAAAAAUUGUGUUUAUACAUUUAAGCAAAGUUACAGAGUGUGUGUUUAAACGAAAUCGAGAAAUUGGCGCGCUCCGCAUCGAGCUAGUGUAGAAACGCUUGCCUCGUGGGCCGCUCUCUGAGUAUGUCGAAUCCGAACGACAAUGAAAAUGCUGCGGCGCGGGAAGAGGAUGAUGUUGAGUUGCCGAACCUAAAUGAUACAGAAUUGGACAAUGCUGUGUUUGCUGCUGCCUACCAGAGUGACGACAGUAUCGCGGAUGCAUUGGACAACGCAGGCGAUGCCGAACAGGAAGCAGAUGCCGAUGCACAAAGCGAAGACAAUGAUGAAGAUGCAGAUGCUGAGGCUGAAGGUGACGGCGAAGGUGACGGCGAAGGUGAAGGCGAAGGUGAGGGUGAUGGAAACGCUGAUGGCGAUGCCGAUGGUGAUGGCGAGGCUGCCGCAGAGGAUGAAGAUGAUGACAAUGCUGAUGACGCGGGCGACGCUGAUAAUGCCAAUGCUGAAGAUGAUCCGGCUGCUGAUAGGCGUUCGGCCACCAAAAAGGAGCUCACCCAAAUCAUAGAUAAAUGGGAGCAGGAGCAAACCCAGAGUGGCUAUGAUCCAGUGCCCACGCUAAGAAGUCUGGCUGAGAUAUUUGAACGAGAAAAGGAUGCAUAUAUGCGCAAGGAUCCCGAUCCGCUGGACUUAAGGCAUCCCUAUAGAACCGAUCCCAGCUGCCAGUAUGGACUAUUGCUCAAGCUGCUGUUUCGCAAGGAUCAGUUCAUGGGCAAGUUGCUCAAUGAAUAUCUGCGGGAGAACUACUUUAGUCGGCAGAGUGUAAGUCGCAGCUCACUGGAGCUGAACAUCAUUGCCUGUCGAUUGAUACUCGUGGUAAUGCCGGGCCUGGAGACAACGGCGGUAUUUCAGACCGCUGAGGAAGACGGCAUCAUCAAUCGACUCUACAACUGGGCAGAGGAUAGCAUUGAACCGUUGCAGAGCUAUGCAACAGGUCUCUUAGCUGCUGCGAUGGAGGUUAGCGAUAUUGCCAUCAGUUGUCGGGAUCAAAAUCUGCGUCUGGUGCCCAAGAUGAUCAAUCGCUUACACUUGUUACUCGCCUGCAGUUGUAUGAGCAAAAACUCGACAACUGAAGCGACUACCUCACACAAUAACUCCGCGGACAGCACAUUUUCCCAGGGAAUGCUCAGCUGGAUGGCUUGUGGCGCUGCCUCCGCCCCACAAUCCCCGCAGCAUAAUGGCGCCAGCGGCAGUGCGUCCAACAUGUCCAUUCUGUUUGAGAACAGCCGAGAUGCGUUUCCCGUGUCGCGGUAUUACAAGCGCAUGUAUAUACCACUGCAUCCGCCCACAGCGGACACCAGCCAGAUGCUCAUCAUGCGCUUCCUGACCAGCCUGGGCGAGUACCAGGAAUUCCUUGGCAUGGCCUUUGCCAACAAUGUAAUGAUGCUUAUCUUUGGUCAUCUGGAGGAGCUCGACAGACGAGACACAUGCCUGGCCUACGAAGUGCUCAAGUAUCUGGCAUCCUUGCUCUGUCACAAGAAGUUUGCAUUGGAAUUCAUUUCAACUGGAGGACUGGAGCUCUUGUUGAACGUUCCACGGCCAAGUCUGGCUACGACAGGAGUAUCAAUUGCCAUUUACUAUUUGGCCUACUGUGAGGAUGCCAUGGAGCGCAUUUGCAGCAUGCCGCGUCCGUUGAUUUCAAAUCUGGUUCGCUAUGCGCUAUGGAUACUAGGACGAUGUCAUGACUCUUCCAAAUGCCAUGCCACCAUGUUCUUCAGCUUGAGCUUUCAGUUUAAGGUCAUACUAGAUGAGUUUGAUGCUCAGGAUGGUCUGCGAAAGCUCUACAAUGUUAUUUCGGUGCUAAAAAUACUGGAUCCCAGUCAUAAUGACAGCGACAACGCAUCAGAUAUUAACGAGGAUGUGGAGUGCGCCUCCCGCCAAAUGGUUCGCCAUGUGUGCGUUGCUCUCAAGCGUUAUAUGGAGGCACAUUUCUUCUACAAGUACAACAACUUUUUAUGCCAACACUACGCUACCUCCUCCUCCUCAUCGCACUACUUCAGCCAGCAUCCGACGGUGGCAGCCAAGCUCACCUUUGAUCAGUUGCAUGAACAGAUUCGUACGCUCCAAGAGCAUACGUCAGUGCGUGCACACUGGGAACCCGUGGAUCAGCUGCUGAAACUGGGUGGCAUUACGAUGUUGUUGCGUAUCAUUGCCUUCAGCUAUGAGUGGGUGAAUAGUGGACGCUCGGAGACAGUGCGAUCAGCUCUGGAUGUGCUCAGCGUAUGCUGUGUAAUACCACGUGUUUAUCUGGUGCUCUGCGAGCGUCUGCAGAUGCUGGACAAAACGACAACAUCGGGCAUCUGUUCGGUACUCGGAGCUGCUGCCGGUGAGAUCACAGCCGAUGCGGAGGUGUUGAAAUCCGCACUGGCCGUGCUCUGUCAUUGUGUCUGCUCGCCCAUUAUACGCAAGGACAGCGGCACCAGCCUCAUGAAGUUCACCAACUCCUCGAGGAAGAACAAAGCGAAUCAGAAAUAUGCUGAGGAACUUAUCGAGAAGGUGUGGGAAUCCGUGUGCUCCAACAAUGGCAUUGUGGUGCUGCUGUCACUGAUGCAAACCAAGGGACCCAUCACGGAUGCCGACUGCAUCCGAGGCAUGGCCUGUCGGGCCUUAGCCGGCUUGUCUCGAUCUGAUCGUGUGCGUCAAAUUGUUGGCAAGCUGCCCUUGUUUGCCAGCGGACAGCUGCAGGCACUCAUGCGGGAUCCCAUAUUGCAGGAGAAGCGUGCCGAGCAUGUCAUCUUCCAGAAGUAUGCCCUGGAGCUGCUCGAGCGCAUUUCGGGCAAGACGAAUCCCCUCAACAAUCCGCUGGAUCCCUCGUUGACCAACAUGCACAAGGCGAAUGUCAUUGCCCAGACGCGCAUUCAAUACAACGAACAGCAAUUGUAUCAGCUCAUCUUUGAGCAUCUGGAGAGCAAGGGUCUGGGACAAACCGCCCAGAUGCUGCAACGUGAGGUGGGAUUACCCUUGCAGACGACGACGAUCCGCAACUUUCAUCAGUCACCCUUUGACUAUAAGGGCUUCUCCGGCGUCAGCUCAAUAACACGCAGUCGUCUGCGAAGUCGAAUGCAGGACGUCAAUGCAGCCAUCAUGUCUAGCGGAGAUCAAGGCCGCAGUCAGGCAGAUGAUUCAUCGCCACACUGCAGCACCAGCGGAAGUGCCUUCAGUUCAUCCAUGAGCGCAACUUCAAGUGCUCCAGGUGUGCCCAAUUUUAGCCACAUCAGCGCACAGACACCCAUUAAAUUGCGCAAGACAGAACGUGCCACAUCCUCGCUCAAUCGUUCGCUGCAGAAGCAAAUCAGUUUGGGCACCGCAGAGUCUAGUGCAGUGGGAUUACCUGACGAGUUGGCCAACUCGCCACCAUUGUAUCCCAAGCGUGUCACACUCAACAGCAUUGUGACGGAGUAUCUGACGAAUCAGCAUUCGUUGUGCAACAAUCCGGUGACGACAUGUCCACAGUUCGAUCUUUAUGAGCCGCACAAAUGUCCAGAUCCACGUCCAAGCCGUCUGCUCAGCUCCAACUACAAUCUGACCUCCAGACACUUUCGCACCCAAGCAGGAUUCAAUACCGCCCACUUUGAUCGCCGUCAUGUGCACACACACUUUGCACCCUGGCGAACAAUACGUUCCGCGGACUACGAUGAACUGGAGUUCACAUGCUGUGACGUUGUGGGCAACUACCUGAUCGUUGGCACCCACCAGGGCGAGAGCAAGGUGUUCAACAUGAACGAUGGCGUCGAACAAUGCGCCUCCAUAUGCCACACAUACGGCGUGGAUGCGAUUCAGGCGAAUCGUGCCGGAGAUCUGGUGCUGACCACGAGUCUAUGGCGCUUGCAGACCACAAUUCUCUGGUCCAUCACCGACAAUGAGUUCCGCUCCAAGUUGCGUCUGCCCGAGGUUGGUUACUGCGAGUUCAGCCAGACGACGCAGGAUCGAUUGCUUGGCACACACAGCGAUAGUGCGGUUCUGUAUGACAUCAAUACGGGUUCCAAGAUCUCCACCUUUACCCCCACCAUACCCAAUCAGUACACCAAGAACCGUGCCACACUCUGUCGCACAGACGAACUGCUCUUGUCAGAUGGCGUGCUUUGGGAUGUGCGAUCUGGCAAAGAGAUUCACAAGUUUGACAAGUUCAAUCAGUGCAUAUCGGGUGUGUUUCAUCCCAACUGUCUAGAGAUCAUAGCCAACACGGAAGUAUGGGAUUUACGCACGUUUCAUCUGUUGCAAACUGUGCCGGUCUUGGAUCAGAGGAACUGCACCUUCUCGCCCAUGCAUGUGAUAUAUGGCGCCAGUUUGGGGGCCGAUAGGGACCACGAUGUGGAGACGACUACCUACGAUACCAGCUUUAAUGUAUUGGAUGCAUACGAUUACUCGAGCAUUGCCACAAUUGAUGUGAAGCGGAACAUCAACGAUCUGAGUGUCAGUGCCAAUGGCAGCCUGAUUGCCGUUGUGGAGGAUCAUAGCGGCUACGAUUCGAAGCAGGAGACUUGUGUGAAGAUUUACGCCGUUGGUGUCAAAAAGAGCGAGCGCUCGGAAGAGGAAGAUGAUGAGGAGGUGCCCGAAUCAGAGGAGGGCUCCGAUACGGGAUCGGAUACGGGCUCCGAAAAUGCAUUUUCAAUUGGUCCGAAUUUCAUGGGAUUCCCGUUACGCAGCCACCGCAAUCACAAUUUUAUUGAUAUUGAGUCCUCCAGCGAUGACGAUAACGAUAGCGACUUGGAUGAUGGUGAUGAUGAUGACGAUGACGACAUUGAAAUCAUUUCUGAUGUCGACAAUUUCGACUUUGAAGGCGAUGGCAGCAGUGAUGAUUAAAACUCCAGUUCAGACCAGUCCUGCCAACUGUCCUACCUUAUCCUCUGCUGCAUUGGUUAAUGAGCUCGAGGACUUAUGUGUGCCAGUCCAUCUAAUCCUUAUUUUUCAGCACGUCGCAGAUUGGAACUCAGCUCUUCU